Messenger RNA from Gambusia affinis (western mosquitofish), 4789 nucleotides. RefSeq names its product v-ral simian leukemia viral oncogene homolog Aa (ras related) (gene ralaa). Bases 328 to 948 code for a protein of 206 amino acids. Gene Ontology annotation, biological process: Ras protein signal transduction; regulation of exocytosis. The record is from RefSeq and is a predicted model, not a curated record. Gene Ontology annotation, cellular component: plasma membrane. Lineage: Eukaryota; Metazoa; Chordata; Actinopteri; Cyprinodontiformes; Poeciliidae. The transcript has 5 exons. Gene Ontology annotation, molecular function: GTPase activity; GTP binding; GDP binding.
CUGGCGGGCGGGCGUUGUCAGACAGAGCCAAGCCCACAGGACGUUCAGUCAGUCCGCUGCUAACAGCUACCACCAGAGUCCCUGGAGUUAGCCACCGAGCUAGCCAUGAGCUAACAAGCACAGGAAGCAGAGUGUUUUUAUUUUGCCUCCUCUCACUCACUUUCCGUCUAUCAUUCUGCCCCGAGGGAAAACCAGUUAAUUUGCAGGAAUUUUUACCCUGCACUUUGUCACACCCGGAAUCCUUUUACAAUCUUCUUUUUGCGAUCCCAUCCAUUCACCCGCUGCCUUGACCUUUCACCCCCCCGCCCUUGACAUCUACGCCGAGCCAUGGCCGCUGCGAAGCCCAAAGGACAGAACUCUCUGGCCCUCCACAAAGUGAUCAUGGUGGGCAGCGGAGGGGUGGGGAAAUCAGCCCUCACCCUCCAGUUCAUGUAUGAUGAGUUUGUUGAAGACUACGAGCCUACUAAAGCAGACAGCUACAGGAAGAAAGUAGUGCUGGACGGAGAGGAGGUGCAGAUAGACAUACUGGACACGGCCGGCCAGGAGGACUACGCCGCCAUCCGGGACAACUACUUCCGCAGCGGCGAGGGGUUCCUCUGCGUAUUUUCCAUCACAGAGCUGGAGUCUUUUGCAGCAACAGUAGACUUCAGAGAGCAGAUUCUGCGAGUGAAGGAGGACGAGAAUGUGCCCUUCCUCUUGGUCGGCAAUAAAUCGGACUUGGACGACCGACGGCAGGUCAGUGCAGACGAAGCGAAGGCGCGUGCAGAGCAGUGGGGCGUGUGUUACGUGGAGACUUCUGCCAAAACCCGUGCCAACGUGGAUAAGGUGUUUUUUGACCUGAUGCGAGAGAUCCGAGCAAGAAAAAUGGAAGACAGCAAAGAGAAGAACGGGAAGAAGAAAAGUAAAAGCCUGGCUAAAAGAAUUAGAGAGAGAUGUUGCAUUUUAUAGUGAUGAAGGAGAGCAGGCUAGCUGCUAGUGUACAUGUACAUUUCUCAGACUUUUGCAUUUCUUUUGUGCCCAGACCUGACCAUGACUUUCUGUUCCUGGCUAAAGCAGGACCUCUGACCGUGUGUUAGGAAGUAGUGAGGUGGCACUUCAUACAUCAUUUUUAGCUCUUAACUUUUUAUGUGCUGACACUCCAAAUAAUUUAUGAUUUAUGUAAUCUCUUUUUUCUUACUCUUACACAUGACAGAGUUUUAAUAGAUGAGUGGUGUUUUAAUUUUAGGCCUGAGCUUGCCAAGAAGCCCUAAAAUGUCCAAGAAAAAAAACAACAUUUUAGUUGUAAAGUGUAUUCAUAUUAUCUUCAGACAGCUGUACAGGUGUAUGUUCAAUAGAGAAAGACUGAGAUGUUUUCAGAGCCAAGGCUUAAACGGGGAAGGUGUAGUCAGGAAAACCCCCAGACCAUAAAUAGAGUCCACCACCUUUGCUUGGAAAUACUCAGCAUUGCAGCGUGAACGUCUGGUUCAAAUGCCACCAAGUAAAUAUAAUUUCCACUGGUUAAUCUGGAAAGGAUUGUAUUGAAUUAACGCCUCCCUUUUCUAAGCAGGUGCCCACAUUUGUUGCCAUUCCUACUUGUUUUUUGUGUGAUAACAUGCUUUUAAACACUAUUUUCUUUUUUUUUUAUUUAUUCUCCUCCACAUGAAACACUGUAAAAUAGGCACACAAUUUUUUCAUUUCCUUCACUUCUUCCUGUCAGUUUGUCUUCUAAAAAUGCACAAACAACACUGAUCACUACCCUGAAUCCUCAAAGGAAUUUAUGCAACACUUGAACAUUUUUCAGUCCUAAUGUUUUAGAAGUGUUACCUCGCUCGGCUAAGGAAUUUCAUUGCCUUUUUGUGAUUGAGGAAUCCCUGGUGCUCUGAUUUAAAAAAAAAAAAAAAAAAAAAAGAAGGUGAUUCCAUAACACUACAUGCAGCUCAAUACUUAAAAAAAUUGCUUCCAGACAACUUAACUUUUUCUUGGCUCAGACUUUUAAUUAGCAACUUUAUAUUACACUAGUCUUCAUUUAAAUGUAUCUCUUAUUUAGGAAUUGCUUAACAGAAGGAGGAGUUAGAGGAUGGAAACAAACAAAAGCAAAGAUUGAAUUACGAUUUCCUCUUUCCAAAAAUGUUGCCGUCAGCAACCAAAGAAAACUGCUAGGUAAUACAAAUAACAGGGUUCCUACACCGUCUUCAAAAUUCUGAACCGGUAUUGAUGAAAUCAACUUGUCUAGAAAAACAUUUGUCUUCAUAGACUCUUAUUUGUUCCUUUAUUCCAAAAUCUUCAUUCCAGACCUUUCUACAAAUAACAGUUUGUUUAAAUAAAUUAUCUUUAAACUGCUAACACAAAAACAAUUCUUUUUCUCAGAAAACAAUAUAAUAAAACUGUUAGAAAACAAAAAAAACUUUUUUGCACAUUAAAAUGAAAGAAUCUUGUUUUUUGCAAAAUAAUAAGCUAAUGAACAGAGAGAAACGUGUGUGGAUCCAUUUGCACUCGCAGUUUUAUUCAUCUGGAUUUGUUUGUGUGAAUGUUUGGGUUGGAAAUCCUUGCAAGUCUUUGUUAGUGAAGUCCCUUUCGGUUGGAGCGCUACACCAGCCAUGCAGUUUAACGUUGUUUAACAGAACCGCGCCCACGGUCUUGCAGCUUACCGUGGAUCAUGGGCAGCAGGUUUCUAGUGUUUUGUGUAAGGAAAAUACUGAUUAUAAAUGUUUCAAAAAAAUACUUCUUAGCUUCUACCUACAUGCCAAAAAUGACCUAAAACACGAUUGAGCAAUUAAAAAAUUUGGGUCUGGAUUUUUCAAAUGAAAAAUGUGUAGGAACCCUGAAGUAAGUGCCCAGUUGUUAAUUCCAGUGAAUGAGAAAUUUCCAUGGUGAGCAUUAACCGAUCAGCACUACAGCAUUGUGUAAAAACAACCUUAGCAGAGGAUCGACAAGGGGGAAGAGAAACAGUUUAAUUGGUGUGAGAAAUGGAAGGUUCUGAGGGCUUUUGUAAUUCUUGUGCAGUGCGUCACGGUUGCCUCUCUGUCCGUCGUGAAUGUGAAUGAUCCCUUCUUACUCAUCCUGUAAUCCUAAACUGCCAGUGCUUUGCAGAGCAUAGAAGUCAUCGACGUUCUACUUUUUUUUUUGUUGUUCCAUCAGCUGCAUCCUGUGGCAAGGCCUCUCUGUAACAUGUUGACAAAAACUUCAUGCGCUCUAGUAACUGGAUGGUUUGAGAGGAAAGUUGAUGUUUGAAUAGCACAGAAAGGAACUGGCUGCUUUUCAGCAAAUUUAGCAAUAGCUACAUUUGACCAAGAAAAGAAGGAAAACCACCAACUAAACCCUUCUAUUCUUAAUUCUUAAGACUGAGGCUCUAAUUCUUAAGACAUUUAUUUAAAAUGUUUACACUUUUUUUUCCCCUCCAACAGCCACACAAAGGUUGUUGCUAACAUCCAGUCUGAUUAUGUUUUAAACUAUUGAUGUGAGCGUAAAUACAGUUCUGGUCAGACACUUCUCAUGGGCAUGGAUAUUAUACUUAUUUAGGGCUUUAAAUUCUUUAUUUAAUCCUUUAUCUUUGCAGAGUGGAAUGAUUAUUAAACAUACAACUUAAGUAAAUUUAAAAAUUGGAUUUAGGUGCAGCGAUUGAACUAUUUUUCCACAAGUCAGUUUGGCACUUCCGAAGUUUUUAUCAGGCUUGGUGAAAGCAGCAUCAUUCUGAGGGAAACGUUUAGCUGUCAGUCGUUACUGUGGGUUUUGAAUUUCUUUAUAGCCUGUAUGUAUAAAUUUGAUAAAUUCAAACCUGUGCAUUAUAUUGUAGUUUUUAAAAUGCAUUAAAGUAGUGUGCUUGAUUAACCAAGUGACAGAAGAAAACCCACUUUAGGUCAAUUAUGAAGAUCUAGUAUUAGUGUCGCAUCCAUGCCCAUGAAAAAUUGAUCUAAACUUCUGUCCAAAACUGUAUGUGAUGUCUAUGCAAAAGGUUUUUUGGAACUGGAACGAGGGAAUGUAAAAAAAUUUCAAAAUACCAUCUCUGUCUUUUAAAUUACCUUUCAAAAAGGCGAAGCACAGUGAAAGCACGUCAGCUCUAAAGCUCUCAGUAGGGAUCCGAUUUCAGCUCGGAAAACUCAGCAUCAUCUAAAAGUUAUGCAUCUUAUUAGAUUUAAAGUGACUCAGUGCAAGUUCAUUGAUUCCCCGAGCUAAUGUAUAGAAAAUGCACAGUUGUGUUUCCUGAUAGAAACGUGACGCAUGUUGAGCAUUAAGCACACAGAGGAAAAGAGUUGGACUCUGGAGAGAAGGAGGCUAGACCCAAAAUGUUGGGAAGCCAUUACAUCAGAACACAAAGCGGUUACAGAUGUUCUAAGGGCUAAUCUUCGGCGCAUCACACAGAUUGGGCCCUUCCCAAAAAGUUAGUGAGACUUGGGAUGAAACUAAGACAGACCCCAUUUUGUUUUGAGCAGGCCUUCCCCUACACUGUUCCUGUUUUGUUUUGUUUUUUUGCUUCAUUUUCAUGUAACAAACUUCACAGGCCAACACCUCUGCAGGACUCUAAAGCAGAUAUUGUGUGAACAGCUGCAAGCAGAAUGUCCUACUGGGGCUUUUAAUUAACUUGCUUUACAUUUUUCUAUUAAUGCCCUUGGAAUGAUGACAGAUAUUUACGUCUUGGAUUGGAUGGUUGUUGUACGUAUGCCAUCGGUUAAAUGUCUCCUUCAUGUUUACUUAUUUUGAGCAUAACCACUAAUGUAGCCUGUUUGUGAAUGCAAGAGGUGAAGCUUACAUUUCAAUUCAUUUUUUGUGAGUAAUUUGGAAAUGGCAAAUAAAGUGGAUAUUACUAAUAACA